GCUAUUCACAUUCAGUUUGAGCACAACAUAAAAUAAAACAAAACAAAUCUAAUAUCCAGAUACAAUGAGUGAAAAGGCUCAGCAGAAAAAGCACGCAAGCGAUGAGGAGAGCGAAGAGGAGUCCGAUGAGGAGGAGUUGAUAGUAGAGGAGCCCGAGGACCCUUCAGUAAUACGUAUCGGUGUCAUAGCCGAUACAGAGGUAACCCUGGGUCUACUGCUUGCCGGCAUCGGUUAUCAUCGUGAAAACUUUCGCAACUAUCUAAUGGUUGAACAUGGCACCACGCUCGACGAGCUUGAGGAGUUUUUUCAAGCCUUAUACAAACGCCCCAAUAUCGGCAUCAUUCUGCUUGACUAUCCCUCGGCGAAGCGUUUGAAUCAUGUAUUGGACAAGUGCAAAAAAAUGCUGCCCAUUGUGGUCAUCCUGCCUACAAAGGCCUCGAUUAUACCCUAUAUGGAGGAGAAGGAUCGUCAGCGUCGCCAGCGGCAAAGAGAUGCCUAUAUGUAACUAUAAUAAACUCCAGUAUCUGGAUAUCAUGAC
Drosophila novamexicana is the source of this 538-nucleotide messenger RNA. Its product is annotated as V-type proton ATPase subunit F. Gene Ontology annotation, biological process: monoatomic ion transmembrane transport. Gene Ontology annotation, cellular component: membrane. Lineage: Eukaryota; Metazoa; Arthropoda; Insecta; Diptera; Drosophilidae. The transcript is spliced from 3 exons. The record is from RefSeq and is a predicted model, not a curated record. Gene Ontology annotation, molecular function: proton-transporting ATPase activity, rotational mechanism. Bases 65 to 505 code for a protein of 146 amino acids.